Phoenix dactylifera (date palm) is the source of this 1128-nucleotide messenger RNA. RefSeq lists its product as uncharacterized. NCBI's taxonomy places the organism in Eukaryota, Viridiplantae, Streptophyta, Magnoliopsida, Arecales, Arecaceae. The record is from RefSeq and is a predicted model, not a curated record.
CUUCCGAGUAACCCGUUUCGUUUCUUUCACCACUAAGAAAACCCCUCUCCCCGGACCGGAGGUCGCUUGGUUCCCAUCGGAGCACGAGGCGAGAAAGCCAAGCGCGAGCUCGCGAUUCUGAUGGCCGCCGCCGAGACGGAGGAGGAUCUGCUUCUCAAGACCUUUCUCGCCGAGGUCAGCGAAGUCGAGAGAGACAAUGAGGUCAUCAGGAUACUUUCAUGCUUCAAGUUAAAUCCUUUUGAGCAUCUAAAGUUAUCUUUUGAUUCAGCAGCCGAUGAUGUGAAGAAGCAAUAUCGAAGGUUAUCCCUGCUGGUUCACCCUGACAAGUGCAAGCAUCCACAAGCAAAGGAGGCUUUUGCAGCAUUGGCAAAAGCCCAGCAGUUACUACUCGAUCCACAGGAAAGGGAAUAUCUUCUUAGUCAAAUAAAUGCUGCAAAAGAAGAACUAAGAAUGCAGAGGAUGAAACAGUUGAAGAAAGAUAGCGCUUCCAAAAUUAAAGCACUGGUUGAUGAGGGAAAAUUUGAGCAGCAGUAUGAGAAAUCAGAAGAGUUCCAGCAGCGAUUGAAAAUGAAAGUGCGUGAAAUUUUAACUCAGCAAGAGUGGCGUCGGAGAAAAAUGCAAAUGAGGAUAUCGGAAGAGGAAGGAAGACUGAAGAAGGAAGAAGAAGAGACUAAGGAGAUGUGGAAAAGGAAGCGUGAGCAUGAGGAACAGUGGGAAGAAACAAGAGAUAAGCGAGUUUCCAGCUGGAGAGAUUUCAUGAAGACUGGAAAGAAGGGUAAAAAAGGAGAGAUUCGGCCCCCGAAGCUCAAAACAGAAGAUCCAAACAAAUCCUAUGUGCAGAGGCCAGUAAAGAAAGGAUGAGUUACAAUCGGGAUCGCUACACCUUGACAUAAAAUGAGCAAACAGAUUUGACAAGUGAGAAAUUUAUUAAAUAUGGUAUGUUAGAGCGAUUCUGUGGUUAAAGGCAACUCCUGGAGUUGGGCUUGUAUUACUACAGACUUUGGUAGGACUGUACAUUUUCCUUUACAACGUUUAUAACUUGAUUGUACAACACUAGGAAAAUUUUAAUGUUAGGACAUUCGUAUUGGAUAUUUAAUUGGAAGAAGGUGAUGAAACGUUUUGCUAAAA